This is a messenger RNA of Fraxinus pennsylvanica, 1704 nucleotides long. The record is from the annotation of a GenBank genome assembly. NCBI's taxonomy places the organism in Eukaryota, Viridiplantae, Streptophyta, Magnoliopsida, Lamiales, Oleaceae.
AUGGCUUGCACUGGUAAUAAUCUACUGGGGUUGAAAGAUUUCCCCAAAGGUCUUCGAGUCCUCCUCCUCGUCGAUGACAAGGAUUCUGCCCUCAAGAUGACAUCAAAGCUCGAGGAAAUGGAAUACGUAGUUUUCACUUUCUGCAAUGAGAGAGAAGCGUUGUCAGCAAUUGCGAACAAAACUGAGAGCUUCCAUGUUGCUAUCGUAGAGGUAAGUUCCAGCAACAAGGAUGGGGUAUAUAAAUUUCUUGAGAAUUCCAGAGACUUGCCCACCAUAACAACUUCAAACAUCCAGUGUCUCAGCACCAUGAUGAGAUGUAUUUCGCUUGGCGCUGUUGAGUUCCUUCACAGACCUCUGUCGGAUGAAAAACUCAGGAAUAUUUGGCAGCAUGUAGUUCAUAAGGCAUUCAACGCAGGAGGAAAAAAUGUCUCUGAUUCACUGAAGCCUGUCAAAGAUUCUGUCGUUUCCAUGCUGCAGCGCCAAACAGACAAGGAUGAACCGGAUCAACUAACAUCCAUUGACACACAGCACUCAACUCCUGUGCUAGAGACAAAGCAGGAAGCAUCAUCAAGCAGUGACAAAUACCAAGCUCCUUCGACCCCACAGCUGAAACAUGGAAUGAGGUCCCUGGAUGAUGGUGAUUGUCUGGAUCCAACUACCUUAUCAGUAGAAGGGGAAAGUGGGGAACAAGAUGAGGAAUCCAAAUCUGUCGACACAACUUGUUGCAAUUCAGUUGCUGAAACAGCAAAGGAAAUAAUCCAACUUCAACCAUUGGGACAGGCUGCCAUUAAGGAGGAGCAUGAAUCAGCUGAUACUAUUUCGAGUGUAUCCAAAUGUUUGCAUCAUUCACAAAAUAAAGACUGCUCCAAUAAUUGUCACAGCGCCGCUGCCGAGCUGAAUAAAGCAUCAACAAUUCGUGAUUCGUGUGGGACUAAGGCAAAUAAGAAGUCAAAGGUAGACUGGACACCUGAACUACACAAAAAGUUUGUACAAGCAGUAGAGCAACUUGGGGUGGAUCAGGCCAUCCCUUCUCGGAUAUUAGAAAUAAUGAAAGUAGAAGGUUUAACCAGACAUAACAUAGCAAGCCAUCUACAGAAAUACAGAAUGCAUCGGAGGCACAUUUUGCCAAAGGAAGAUGACCGGAGAUGGCCUCAUCCUAGAGAUUCAGCACGAAAAAGUCAUUAUCUGCAGAAACCCGUCAUGGCCUUUCCACAGUAUCAUUCUAAUUAUAUCCACCCUGCUGGUCAUGUCUAUCCUGCCUGGAUGCCACCUGGAAAUUAUCCAAGUCCUGUCCAGACGUGGGGUUCACCUUACUAUUCUGGAUGGCAACCCACAGAAAGUUGGUAUUGGCAACCUUAUUCUGGGAUGCAUGCCGAUGCCUGGGGAUGCCCUGUGAUGCCAUCGCCUCAUGGAUCGUGUCUGCCUUCUCAUCAAAAUGCAAAUGGGUUUCACAAUGCUAAUGAAAUGCAUAGUAGAGUUGGCGUGCCUUCAUUUGAUAUAUAUCCGGAAGAGGAGAUAAUUGACAAAGUUGUUAAAGAGGCAAUUAGCAAGCCUUGGCUGCCCCUUCCAUUAGGCCUAAAACCUCCAUCAACUGAGGCUGUCAUCAAUGAGCUCUCCAAAAAUGACCUACCAAUCAGAUCCAAGUUUGAGAACAGGACAUGUACAGAGAUCCCCUGUAGUGCUGCUUUUCUUCACACAUGGUAG